This is a messenger RNA of Mercurialis annua (annual mercury), 428 nucleotides long. RefSeq lists its product as uncharacterized. The transcript has a single exon. NCBI's taxonomy places the organism in Eukaryota, Viridiplantae, Streptophyta, Magnoliopsida, Malpighiales, Euphorbiaceae. Bases 13 to 312 code for a protein of 99 amino acids. The record is from RefSeq and is a predicted model, not a curated record.
UAAACUUCUAAUAUGCUCAAGAGAAGUUCUCUCUCUAUACCUAUCUUUUCAAAUUCCACAAUGUUAGUCGGGUGGUGCCGCCAUCCACGGAGGCGGCUUCGGAGGCGGAGGGGAAGCACCAUUCGGCUAGGUAAUAAGCGGAGAGGAUUCUGUUUAGGAUCAAGGCCGGUGGUUCAAUGGGGGGUGAUGGCGACUCCUCUACGGAUGAUAAAGAAGAUUAUUAUGGAUUUGGUACCAAGUAAUCAAUUUAUUGAGGCUUAUUAUUUAUCCUUAUUACCAAUUUUACGUGCUCAAAUAUUUCCUAUUUGUUGAUUAAUUGCUAAUAUUAACAAGUUGUUAAUAACAACAUUUUCUUCUUUGGUUGAUCUUUUUCUUUUCUUCUUCUUCAAUGUAAAAUGAGGGUUCAAUAAUAACCCUUAUGUUGGAAA